Messenger RNA from Dioscorea cayenensis subsp. rotundata (Guinea yam), 1757 nucleotides. Its product is annotated as cyclin-U1-1-like. Gene Ontology annotation, biological process: regulation of cyclin-dependent protein serine/threonine kinase activity. Gene Ontology annotation, molecular function: protein kinase binding. Lineage: Eukaryota; Viridiplantae; Streptophyta; Magnoliopsida; Dioscoreales; Dioscoreaceae. Bases 1021 to 1665 code for a protein of 214 amino acids. The transcript has 4 exons. The record is from RefSeq and is a predicted model, not a curated record.
GAUAUUUGCCAUGCACGAAACGGAAGAAAUGAGGGAGAUGAUUUUUAUGCUUAUUGUGAGCAAGUUAAUGGAAAAAACACUUGUCCUUUUCAGACAGGGCUCGGAAAAGGAACUAGCCCUGCUGGUAGUUUUCCAGAUAUGAAAGCAAAGCUUGGUACUGAGAGAAAUCAUCGCUCAUAUAUUUCUGAGGCUGAGUUUUUGACACAUUCAGCUUCUCAACCAUUAUGGGCGAAGUCUGAGCCUAAGGUAUGUUUUGAAGUUAUGAUCGAUGAAAACUUAAGCCUGGAUGGUGAUUCAUGUGAUGGAAUUAAGAUAGAGAAGAUCUCAACACACAGGAUUGAAUUCAGGUCGAAAGUUCUUGUGCCGUUAUUCCAUGGUCACCAAAUGCCACAAUUUCCACAAUCAAGGUCCCAUGCUUCGGAUAAUGAUACAAGUGCAUCAUUGCUAAGCAAUGAGUCGUUCUUAUCAGAAGAAAUGAAGCCUUCUCUUAGAAGCUUUUAUAGUUCUUUGAAUUGCGUGCCAGAAACUGCUGCUGUGACUGAGCUUCCUGGGGGAUUCCAACAGAAUUGUGUUGGUAAUUUUCAACUUCCAGCUGAAACCAAUGAGAACAAUGUAAAUAACACCAUCCAUCAGUACUCAAAUAAUCAUGAAGGCAUGAAGCAGGAGGCCAAAACCGAGGCCGUGCUCCAGAGAACAAACACAAUGGAUAGUGUUACGAUGGAGUUUCAUUUUGACAAUUACAAUGAUAACGAGAUUGAUUAACCUCAACCAGCAUUGUUUACAUUCAUGUAUAUAUAUAUAUAUAUAUAUAAAGUGGUGGAAUUGACUUCAAAGGGAGGAGUCAUGCCACCAAUAAAAUCUCCAUUAAUUUGUAAAUAAUGAUUGUUUUAGUGUUGAAUUAUUGUUUCAAGGCUUUGAGGUUGCCACAUCAGCAUUAUCCACUUCCAUUCAGCCAUUCUCGUCCUCAGUUAACUCCAAACCAUGAGAUAUGUGGCUCUCGCUUGCACCACGCCAGUGUGAAUGGGGGAAGCAGAGCCCAAGGCGCCGCUGGCGCUGGAGGCGAUGGCAGGGGCAUUGCAGCGCCUGGUGGUGCGGAACGAGAAGCUCUUCAUUGACGGAGAGGAGCCAAAACUGGGGCCAGAGCCAGAGGGAAAGCGGCGUGGGCUGGCGGCGUUCCGUGGUGCACGGGCGCCGAGCAUCAGCAUCGCAACUUAUCUUGAAAGGAUUUACAGGUACACAUCUUGCAGCCCAUCGUGCUUCGUGGUUGGCUUCAUUUACGUCGACCGCAUGGUUCAUAAAGAUCCUGGUUCUCUGGUUGUUUCGCUUAAUGUCCACCGUGUCGUCCUCACCAGCGUCAUGGUUGCUUCCAAGGUCCUUGAUGAUGUGCAUUACAAUAAUUCAUUCUUUGCAAGAGUUGGAGGUGUGAGCAAUGCAGAGCUGAACAGAAUGGAGCUGGAACUACUGUCACUGUUGGACUUUGGGGUGAUGGUGAGCUCUCGUGUGUUUGAGAGUUAUUGCUUUCACCUGGAGAAGGAGAUGGCCUGGAGUGGAGCAAGCCAGAAGAUUGAGAGAACUAUCAUUGAUUCUCUGAAUGUUGAGAUUGAGACUCCAGAGAAUGACAAGACAAAGAGCUUUCCAUCUCCUCCGCGGAAGUCCUUGGGUUAAUGUUGUCAGUCUUCGGAGUUGUUUAUAGUUACAGGUUUUCUGUUUCUAAACCUUGAGUAAUAGAUGAAGAAAUACAGCUUAUUUGAAGUUAU